AUGCCGAUCAAAUCUCUCUUUGAAGACAUCCCCAUCCCGGACAGCGACCUCUGGUCGUUUGUCUUCGACCGACCCCGCGAAUUCCCAGACUCGCACACAAUCUUUGUAGACGCCGACACCGCCCGCUCCUACAGCUUUGGCCAAGUCAAGCAGGGCAGCAUCCAGUUCGGCAAGGGCCUUAAACAUCUCUUUGGCUGGAAAAAGGGCGACGUCCUCGGCGUCUUCUCCCCCAACAACAUCGAUGUCCCCGUCGUCAACUUUGGCUGCAUCUGGGCCGGCGGUAUCCCCAGCACUGCUAACCCGACAUACACGGCUACCGAGCUGGCCCACCAGAUGAAGGAUGCUGGCGCAAAGGCCAUCAUUACGCAAAAGGCCUUUUUGCCGGUUGCUCUCGAAGCGGCUGCCAAGGUCGGAAUCCCAAAAGACAGAGUUCUUUUGCUCGGUGAUGCUAGAGACCCUUCUGGCACUCACCGACAUUGGACCGACAUUACGGCUGCCAGCGCCUGGAUCCAGCCGUCCAAGACCAAGGUUGGCCCUAAGGACAUUUGCUUCAUUGUCUACAGCUCGGGAACUACCGGUUUACCCAAAGGUGUCCCACUCACACACGGCAACUUGCUCGCUGGUUGCGCCCAGUUCAUGAAGUUGGAAGGUAAAUCCAUGUACUGGGAAGUGGAUGGUGAGCUUGGUGUGCUACCAUUCUUCCACAUCUACGGUCUUGCCAUUGUCGUCAACGCCGCGCUUGUGGCAGGCAUUCGAUGUGUUGUGGUUUCGAAAUUCGACAUUGAGCAGGCAUGCCGCCUGAUCCAGGACCACCGCCUGACUUUUGUCUACGUCCCACCGCCAAUCGUCCUUGCUCUAGGCAAACACCCGGUAAUCGACAAAUACGACCUCUCGUCGCUUCGAUUCAUCAACUCGGCCGCUGCCCCGGUCAGCCAGGACCUCGUCGAUCUCGUCUGGGAGCGAAUUCAUGUCGGCGUCAAGCAGGGAUGGGGCCUCUCCGAGACGAGUCCAACCGUGACUAUCCAGGCCAUUGACGAGUGGAAACGCUUCGGGGGCUCGGUGGGCAAAUUGAUUCCCAACAUGCAGGCCAAGAUUGUCGAUCCUGAUGGCAAGGAGUUGCCUACUGGCGAGGCUGGCGAGAUUCUCCUUCGCGGUCCCAACGUUUUCAAUGGAUACUGGAAGAAGCCCGAGCUCGACAAGGAAACCUUCACCGACGGCUGGUACCGCACCGGUGAUGUCGGCUACGUCAAUGCCACUGGCCACUUUUAUAUCACCGACCGCAUCAAGGAGCUCAUCAAGUACAAGGGCUUCCAAGUCGCCCCUGCCGAACUCGAGGGCAUCAUUAUUGGCCGCGAAGAUGUGGCUGAUGUCUGCGUCGUAGGCGUCUACUCCGAAGCCGAUGCCACAGAGCUCCCUCGCGCCUAUAUUGUCCUUGCUGCCGGCCAGACUGCAUCCGACGACAAGGCCAAGGAAAUCUCCGAAUGGCUCGCUGGUCGCGUAGCACCACCUAAGAAGCUCCGUGGUGGCGUGCGCUUCGUCAAGGAGAUCCCCAAGUCGGCCGCAGGCAAGAUUCUGCGCCGCAUCCUCCGUGACGAGGCCAAUAAGGAGAACAAGGCACUCAAGGCCAAGCUUUAA
Molecule: messenger RNA, 1635 nt
Organism: [Torrubiella] hemipterigena
Lineage: Eukaryota; Fungi; Ascomycota; Sordariomycetes; Hypocreales; Clavicipitaceae
Source: the annotation of a GenBank genome assembly